AUGACGCCUUUCAGUGCCCGAGCGCUUUCCAUGAUCACGAGCAUCUUCUUAGUGACCUUCAUUCUCUCGUUCAUUUUGACAGCAGGUGCUGUCCCUAUUGUGAGGUAUACAGUCAAACCGGUUACUCAGUCGGACUUGUCAGAACUACCUUCCACACACUGGGCACAGUACCAGACCCUGUGCGACUCGCCAGGCGCUGCGCGAAAGAUCCCACUCGUGGAUUCACUGAACCGAGUCUUUGAGAACGUUGCCACCGCGAAUGCCCGCUUCCCCUUCUACGCCUGGGGCAACUCGUCCUGGUACGUGAGCAGCAUGGGCUUCCUCUCCCCCACCCCGUACGGCAUGUGCAACGGGUACUGCGCGGCGCGUUUCUUUGCCGAUCUUGGCGGAACGUACGCGUUUUCGAGCGACACGUCCGUGCUGUACGGCGGUGGCGGCGACUGGCCCAUGAUUGGCCUGUACGCGAUGCCGUUUGAGACGACCGCGGCGAGUGCAUCGGAGAGCUUCAUUUUGACGCUGGACUCCUCCGCGGACGGCGCAGCGUACACGGCAGUGGAGUACUGCAGCGUGCCGGCGCUUAACCAAGCAGCCACCGCGGAGGCCCGGCUGACGGCGCAGGUGGUGGUGUACGCGAACGGCACCAUCAUUAUGCGGUACGCCUCGCUGCCUGACACCCGCGCGCUGCCGGCGUACAUGCCGAGCACGGGGCUCAUCUACUCAAAGACGCUGCGCACGGUGGUGCCGACGCCGACGGCGGCCAACGGCAUUGCCGCGUACCGCUUCGACCCCGUGCUUGACGCGUGUGCCGGACAUGGCGACGCCCCCGCGUGCACGGCGGACACGGGGCGCGGCUGUGUGUGGUGCUUCUCCACGUCGGCGUGCUGUGCGAGCACGCUAGUGUCGGAGGUGUGCCCGCGCGGGCAGUGGACAGCACCUGCAAGCAGCACGGCCGCCUUCACGCCGCAGCAGUUCUACGACGUCACCGUGGACUUUGACACCCCAUUCGUGGCCAUGGCAGACCGCAGCCGCACCUUCGCACUGGCGAGCGGCUACUUCCCUCUUGCUCUUGCGAACCCUCAGCAGAACAUUCCACUGUUCCGGACCCCGUCGCUAGAGCGCGUCUACUGCAUCCCUGGUGCCUCCUGCCCCAUGCAAACCAACACCCACCCUUGCGGUUUGCUUGGUAACACGUGCGUGAACGGCAACUACACGUUCUCUAUCUUGGCGCUUGAAUCGGAGUUCAUCUUCGCGAAGUCCGGGCGCUGGGAUGCACGGGUGCUACCCCAGCGCUCCCACGGUGAAGAGCUCUGCGAGGAGGCCGCCGGCUGCGCUGAGGGCGUGGUGGGGCGGUUGACCGGGGCUGCCUUCAGCAACCACUACUCCUCCAUGCCACUCUUCUCGGUGCAGCUGUACGCCGACAUCAGCGGCGUAGUCGACGUCACGAUUCAGUGUGCAAGCUGUGCGCCGGGCGACCCGAUGCUCGCCCACCCCCCAAUGCGCGUUGGGCUUGUCCGCUACGGUGUGGACGACGCAUCGUCGGUGAUGGUCCCGCAGGGCCUCCUGCGCAGCGGGCUGCACGUCCGCUUUGUGCCGAAGUCGAGUUGCGUCGACUGCGGAGUGAACGGGUGGUGUGACGAGUCUUCGGGAACGUGCCACUGCCAGCCGGGGUACUACGGCAAGAGCUGCGCGGCGUGCCCUGCGUGCUGGGCGGGCAGCGAGUGCGACGACGGGAGCACCGGCAGCGGGACGUGCCUGUGCAAGGGAGAGGCGUGCGAGGCGGCGUGCGCAGGCACCAGCGGCGGGAGCAUGGCGUCAAGGAGCUGCGCCGGGUGUGAUGCUGUUGGUGGGCGGUGCAACUGCGGCGUGUGCGAAUGCCAGGGUGGGUGGGGCGGCGCGGACUGCAACGUGGCUCCUGCUGACGCGUGCCGUGCGUACUCGUUCGACGGGUGCAAGGUGUGCGGGCAGCACGAGGGGUGCGUGUUUUGCCAUGACUCGACGUGCUUCAAUCCUGCGCUGAGUGGGACGCCUGGCGGGUACACGUGCUCGUACAGCACCCCCGCCGCGGACACGCAGGCAUGUGUGACCUACAGGAGCCGUGGUUGGCUUCCACCGACAUCUGCGUCAGCUUUAUCUGCUGCUGGUACUUGGGUUACUGCGGGGGCGGUUGUGGCAGGGUUCAUUAUGGUUUACGUCGUCUGCUGGUGUUUUUCCCACCAAAAGCGUCGUGAUCUAACGGUCCAGCUGGCGGUUGGCACAACAUCCACCUUCUUGAAGCCAUACCGAGAGCGGGAGGUGGUCCAGUUCGACUUCACACGGGAACGGUCUUUGGAGAGGGAGCUCAUGGGGAUUCCCCUGAGGCAGGUAUCCCUCCAGCGGCUGUUCAAGCGUCGCAGGGAAAACUUGAUGAGGGAGCAUUGA
Messenger RNA from Leishmania braziliensis MHOM/BR/75/M2904, 2418 nucleotides. RefSeq lists its product as hypothetical. NCBI's taxonomy places the organism in Eukaryota, Euglenozoa, Kinetoplastea, Trypanosomatida, Trypanosomatidae. The coding region runs from base 1 to 2418 and encodes 805 amino acids. The record is from RefSeq and is a predicted model, not a curated record. The transcript has a single exon.